Molecule: messenger RNA, 555 nt
Organism: Vidua chalybeata
Lineage: Eukaryota; Metazoa; Chordata; Aves; Passeriformes; Viduidae
Gene: C6H14orf132
Product: chromosome 6 C14orf132 homolog
Exons: 2
Coding region: 70-324 (84 amino acids)
Source: RefSeq, a predicted model, not a curated record
AGCAGCAGCAGCGGCAGCGGCAGCCUCAGCACCUCCGCCAGCUCCGCCAGCAGCUCCAGCGGCAGCACCAUGGACCUCUCCUUCAUGGCCGCGCAGGUGCUUCCUGUUAUGGGAGGAGCCUUUAUGGAUUCACCCAACGAGGACUUUAGUACAGAGUACUCCCUGUUUAACUCAUCAGCCAACGUCCAUGCAGCUUCUUCCAUGCAGAAUCCACCAGAAGAGACAUCCCGUUCUUCAAAUGAUGCCAUUUUGUUAUGGAUUGCAAUAAUAGCAACAAUUGGAAAUAUUGUGGUUGUGGGAGUGGUGUAUGCCUUCACCUUCUAGGAUGACUGUCACUACAAACACUGGAAGAAAGGAAAUCUUCAGCAGUAUUUGUCAUGUGUAUGUAUGUAUGUAUGUGUGUAUAUAUACAUGUAUAUCUAUAUAAAUACAUAUAACUAGAGACUUUGUUGAUUAAGUGCUGCCACAGUCAUGGAAAUUAAAUGCAAUUUAAUCAUCUUAAGUCUUGAUGGCAGAAAGUUUGGAUGCAAAUUAUGUGGAGUGAGAGCUUUAUUU